This is a messenger RNA of Misgurnus anguillicaudatus (oriental weatherfish), 1217 nucleotides long. The record is from RefSeq and is a predicted model, not a curated record. NCBI's taxonomy places the organism in Eukaryota, Metazoa, Chordata, Actinopteri, Cypriniformes, Cobitidae.
CCUUCGGGUCGGGUUUCGGGCCAAUUUUAACGUCACAGCAGAUACGCGGGCCAGACCUCGGGCUUAUUUAGGCUUCUGCAUCUUUUUAUAUUUUUCAAUUUAAUUAAAAGAACCUUUUGACAGACAUUGAUGAUUGCAAAACAAACAUAGGAAGACGUUUAACCUAUUGCAUGAGUCAAUUUACAAUGCAGCUGUUGCGUAUUUAACAGCAGGACCUUCAGCGCACCAGGAAAAAUUAUAAAUGGAGUACUAGAUUAAAACCUUGGAUACUGUACAUAAUCUAUGCAGACAGCAUCCAAGACAUAAUCUAUUAAAGACUUCUCCCUGUAUUAAUUUCGUGUAAGAAGGCUGUGUCUUUAUUUCUUGUUUGUGUAUGGAUCGACUUGUUUCUUAGGCUUCGUUCAUACUGCAGGCUGAAACGACCCAAUUCCGAUUUUUUUGCCCCUAUGCGACCUGUAUCUGAUCUUUUCAUGACAGUCUGAACGACACAGAUCCGAUCUUUUCAAAUGUGACCCAGGCCACUUGGGUAUGUGGUCCUGAAUCCGAUACGUAUCCGAUCUUUUGAAAUGCGACCUCAGUCUGAACGGCCAGGCCACAUGUAUCCGACCCGUACGUCAUUGAUGCGCUACAAACGUCAUAAUUCUGCGUUGAAGUAGGCGGGAAGGAGAGGAAGAAACAACAACCAUGGCGGACGAUGCCGCUGAGUCCAGUCAAUGGAAGGGAAGCGAGGUCACAGAUUUGAUUAAUAUUUGGGGUGACAGCUCUAUUCAGGCCAAACUCGAGGGCUCUUAUCGGAACCGGGCGGUAUACGAAAAUAUUUCCCGCGAAAUGGCCGAGCGUGGUUACAGACGAUCCUGGCUUCAAUAUCAGCGAAAAAUUAAAAGCCUCCGAGCCAAAUACAAGGAGGUUAAAGACUGGAACAAACGAAGUGGCCGUCAACGUAUCACCUGUCCAUUUUACGAGGAGUUGGACCGCAUUUUGGGGGAUAAGCCCAGCGUUCAGCCACUAGAACUGUUGGACAGCUGCUUUGUCCAAGAAGAGCCCGAGGAGGAGAGCCCAGGUCCCGCAGCUGUCGCGGCCAGCGUAGCUAGUAGCUCUUUCGGUGAUACAGGUGGGUUAUUUGCACAUGGCUACUGUGACUUAACUUUAUAACAUUGAAAUACGAUGUGUGACAGUUUGUUAAAUGCAUACACAGGUGAUGGGACCCUUCUAGCUCU